Molecule: messenger RNA, 829 nt
Organism: Bactrocera latifrons
Lineage: Eukaryota; Metazoa; Arthropoda; Insecta; Diptera; Tephritidae
Exons: 3
Coding region: 134-685 (183 amino acids)
Source: RefSeq, a predicted model, not a curated record
UAUUGGAUUAUUGUAUUUCAAGCGCUAAGUAAGUCUAAAUUAAUAAAAAAAAAGAAAAUUAUUGAAUUUGCUUGUAAAACUUAAAAUGGGAAAACAUAAAAGCUAAACUCAGCAAAAUAUUUUUUUAAAUUUUAUGGAAAAAAACCCCGACUUGGCAAAAAAUUUCGUUAAAGGGGAUCGCGUCGCUGCGGAGGCUUUGUGGGCAGACCUUGCCAAAAUGUUAAAUAGCGAAGGUCYACCGCAAAAAGACGUUAACGGCUGGAAAAAGGUAUGGUCCGAUUGGAAAGGCUGCAUCCGAAAGAAAAUCGCAUACAACAAAAACAAAAGCAGAGCUACUGGAGGACGGCAAUUCAGUAAAUUUACCCUGACCCCCAGUGAGGAAGAAGUUGCUCGAAUAUGUGGAAUUUACACGGCGGUGGAAGGCAUUGCAAAUAGCGCUUCAUUUGGAGUAAGCGUUAAUUCUGUUGAUGUCGAAAACGAUUCUUUGGAUGCCAUUUUAAGUAUUGAUGAAAUUGCCAGCGGCGGACCAAAGUCCACACCACGCAAACGACAGCAUGAGGACAGUGUGCAAGAUUGCCUCAAAAAGCACAUGGCAACAGAAGCAGGUGCAGUUGAGAAGAUAUCCGAUACAUUGCAGCUUCUUUCUGCCAAUAUGGAUAAACUGACGAAAUUAGUGGCGCAAUAAAACCAGCUUAUUGCCGAACAAAACGCCGAUCGUCGAAAGUAUUAUCUGGCCAAGCAGGAMAGCUUAAUCGCUAAAAAUAUUAUUAAGCAAAAGAUGCUCGAAAUUGAAGAAAUUCGAGUCCAAAGGGAUAUUUAUUUAAAACCA